Messenger RNA from Dreissena polymorpha, 2448 nucleotides. RefSeq lists its product as uncharacterized. The transcript has 2 exons. The coding region runs from base 69 to 1016 and encodes 315 amino acids. Lineage: Eukaryota; Metazoa; Mollusca; Bivalvia; Myida; Dreissenidae. The record is from RefSeq and is a predicted model, not a curated record.
GAUCGAAAAUUAUUCAAGAGAAGAACAACGCAUGGGAAUCAAUUAUCAACGAACAUAGAAAUCUUAAAAUGUCACCAACAGUGACGGUGUCGUUCCAAAGAGAGCUGUCAACACUUCUUGAAAUUGGAAACGAUUUAAUAAAACUAAAUUGUAAUGGCAACAAUCAAGGUUGUAUAUCAUCCCAGUCAAGGCCAGUCAUCCUGGAGCUUCUUGUGUCCGUGGAUCUACCAGAGACUCCUGAUGAUGAGGAAGAACCUUUACUCAGUGGACUGGACUUCUUGCCGGAUGGUAGAUUGGUAGCCGUGGAUAACAAAAAUAAGAAAAUGAUCAUACUGAAUGAGCGGCUGCAGAGGGUAGGAACACCGUAUAAGUUCAAGACAAACCCAAGAGACGUGUUAUAUCUUCCUCAUAAUGAACUUGCUGUUACACGAGGUGGGAAUAAUGUCUCUUUCCUGUCCGUGAUUUCUGACAAUGUCACACGGCUAAAAAGGGAGAUCAACACACCAUUCGAUGCUUACUAUAUAUGCUGUAAGUCUCCAUCUAACAUGGUUGUGAGUACGUUCAAUGAUUCCCGCCCUGUAAGAAUGAUCACAGUGGAUUGUGUGGAGUCUGAAUUUGAUCAAGUGAAGUUUCCAAAAAACACGUACAAAAAGGGUGAGAGUAGUUGCACGUAUGUCCAGUCAAAGAACACGUUGGUCCUUACUGACAGGCUCGCUCACACAGUGUUCAUAUAUGAUACAUUUAAGGGCACGUCCAGAGCAGUCACUGGUGAGACCAUAAAGGAACCUCGUGGUGCAUGUGUAGGGCCUGGUGAGACGGUUCUGGUGUGCAGUAAGAAAAAAAACUCCAUUGUGCACUUGACAGUGGACGGUGCCAUACUUGGUACCUACCCAGUGGAUAUGGAGUUGCCGUACAGCAUAUGUGUGUCUAAGGAUGGCACUAGGCUGGCAGUGUCCAACGUAUUUGUAGGCAACAGGAAACUUCAGUUGUAUAAGAUAUCACCGGCACAUAGUUAGGUAACCAAUCGGAUAUUUUAAAUGUGGUCGAAUUUACUAUACAUGUUAAUAUUACACGUUUGUAGUUGUGGGUACUGAUGACGGACUGCUUUUAAUACAGAUCAAACCAAAUUGUUGCCGGUGAUAAGCGUGAAUAGAAACUCUCUAGCAAGUAUUGUGAAUUAGUUGAUGUAUUCUGCUUACAUCUAAAAAUAACCAAAUAAGUUUGCUUAAACAUUUGAGAGGUUCAUUCAUUAUCUAUGGUAAUAAUAGUUUUACUACCAUUACAUGUUUUUGAAAUGGUUUGUACUAAUAAUAAAUCAUACAAUAUCAUUAGAAUAAAUGAAAUAGGAUUAGCAUAAAUAAAUGCCAACAUGUACAUUGAUGUAUAAUUAAAUAGAGUAUACAUGUAAUUGUAUAUACUAUGUUAUACUUCUCAUAUGCAUGUAUGGGAUAUUUUUCUUGCGCUCUUCGGAGACUUCUCGUAUGCUCACGCAGACAGUAUUCCAAUUAUGGUCAUUAUGAAUUCACGUGUUCUUUACCGGAGUAAUCUAUUUCAGGAACUAACGACAGGAACACAGUGAAAUCUCAUUUACAGAUUGUAUCUAUAAUAUGUGCAAUGAGCCCAGAUAAAUAAUAAAUAUUACAUACAAAACUUAAGCAAAACACUCGCAAGCUACUGUGAAUCCAAUGAUUUUGAGCGUCAUACAGGAUACAUAUAUCUUUCACAUGUUUGGCUGGCUAAUCCUUGUAUGCCAUUAACCAAAAUCAGUAACGCGGUAAAUAUGGAUCUCAGUUUCACUCGUAUAUCGAUAAUGUAAUCAUAUAAACAUAUUAAAUUUACGUUAAGUCCUGUUCAGUUGUUCACAAAUACUUAUCAACUAUGACAUGUUUUAGUUUCGAAAGAAGUUGGAAUAAACACAGAUUAAUGGUUUAAUUUUUUGGUAUAUUGCCAUAUUGUGUAUUCUGUUAGAAAGUCAUAUUUUAAAAGAUUGAUUUAUUGUCAUAUUCUAAAUUACUGUACGAUCAUCAAAUUUUGGGUGACCUUUAGAUAUUCAUAUUUGGACGACUGCUAGAAUGUCAUAUUUUUGACGAUUUUUGCUUUCAAAUACUUAGAAAGAUUGUUGGGUUAAAGCUUAAUUAUCAUAUUUUGGAUAAAAUUUAAAUAAUUAAAUUUUAGAUAACAUUUGAUUAAUCAUUGUCUGUAUAAUAUUUGAUUUAUCAUAUUUUGGAUAACAUUUGAAUUAUCAUAUUUUGGAGAACAUUUAAAUAAAUGUCAUAUUUUGGAUUACAUUUGAUUUAUUAUAUUUUGAAUAAUAUUUGAAUUAUUAUCAUAUUUUGGAUAACAUUUGAAUUGUAAUAUUUUGGAUAACAUUUGAAUUAUCAUAUUUUGGAUGACUUUUGGAUUCUCAUAUUUUGGAUAACAUUUGGAUUAUUAUAUUUUGGAUAUUAU